Molecule: messenger RNA, 558 nt
Organism: Fonticula alba
Lineage: Eukaryota; Rotosphaerida; Fonticulaceae
Exons: 2
Coding region: 1-558 (185 amino acids)
Source: RefSeq, a predicted model, not a curated record
AUGUGUACCACGCGCGAUGCGCAAUGCAUUGCAGCGGGCAACACCGGCACCAUUCUGGACGUGUCGUCCUACCGCGGGGCCUGUCCUCAGGCCCUGGCCUCCUGCCGAAUGACCUGCCUGCUGCCGUACGACACAACCUGCAAGUUCCUCGGGACCGGCUUCCGCAACGGAACCCGCUGCGGGAGUGACGGCUUCUGCUAUGGGGGCAGCUGCUCCGAGGCCAGCUUCCUCCAGUGGGUCGAGGGGAACCUGAUCCUCUUCUGCGUGUUGGCUGGCAUUGCGGCCCUGCUGGUGCUGAUCUUCCUGGUCUGGGGCUGCCGCCAAGCUGGGCGCAAGCAGCUCCGGCCACUGAGCAUCGGCAUUCCCGGACGCACUGGCGGCGGCAAGAAGGGGGCCAAGAACCAAGCCUCGUCUGGUAAGAAGCAGUCACAAAAGAACUCCAAGCCCUCUGCCACCAAGGGCACGUCUGGCCAGGGGACCAUCCGCUGCCCGCUCUGCCCCCUGUCCUUCCCGGGGGAGUCGCACCUGACCUUGCAUCUCGACCGGGACCACUCUUAG